CCCGGGCCGGGUUGACGUCACGCGGGAGAUGGAUACCGGCUCGCGCAGGGGGGUGGGAGGCGGUUAAGCAAGACGAGAGCGAGAGCGAGAGCGAGCUCGAGCGCGAGCGACCGCCCGCCCGCCGCACAAAGAAAAACUUCGCCCUAAGUUUUUUUUUUUUUUUUUUUAGUUUUUUUUUUUUAAAUUGGUCAUUUUUUUUUAAAGCCAAAUAUAUAUAAAUCAUUUUUAACCCCUUUCCAAACAGGAGAGUGAAAAAAAAGGAACGUUUGUUACGGGAUUAUUUUAUUUUUUUUUUUUGUGAAACAACUCGCUGGGAUUGUAUAUAUCGCUGCCGAAUUGCUGAUCGGUAUUUUUCGGAUUGUGUAAAGAGAGAUUUAUUUUUUCGGUUUUUUUUUUUGACCCCCCCCCCCUAACUCUCCUUUCUUUCUCAUUCCCGAUCCACACACAGGCUGGGGGGGUGUCUGUCUGUGUAGGAUGGUACCGAUACUGGCAAAAAAAAUACCAGGGAAGCCAGCGCCAGAGGAGGACGGAGGGCGUCCUUUUGAAGUUUUGCUAACCCAACUCGCGAUUUGAAACUAUGGCAGCGGAAUAAUAACAAAAAAAAACAACAACUUGGCUUUUUAUUUUUUAAUUGAUUUUUUUUUUUAAUUGGGAUCUUUUAAACCCCCCCACCUCCUCUGGGCCCCCCUCUCCCGUCGAAACUGACCUCAAUCCAAGAUGGCUGCUUCGGUGAAGGUCGCGGUGAGGGUGCGACCUUUCAACUCUCGGGAGACCAACCGCGACGCCAAGUGUGUCAUCCAGAUGCAGGGCAGCUCCACCUGCAUCACCAACCCCAAACAACCCAAAGAGGGCCCCAAGAGCUUCACCUUCGAUUAUUCCUACUGGUCUCACACCACGGCGGAGGACCCUGACUUCGCGUCCCAGCAGCGGGUGUACAAGGACAUUGGGGAGGAGAUGCUGCUGCACGCCUUCGAGGGCUACAACGUGUGCAUCUUCGCCUACGGGCAGACCGGCGCGGGCAAGUCCUACACCAUGAUGGGCAGACAGGAGCCCGAGCAACAGGGCAUCAUCCCACAGCUCUGUGAGGAUCUCUUCAAGAGGAUUGUGGAGAAUAAGAGCACAGACCUGGCCUUCUCUGUGGAGGUGUCCUACAUGGAGAUUUACUGUGAGCGUGUGCGAGACCUCCUGAACCCCAAGAGUCGGGGUAACCUUCGAGUCCGAGAGCACCCCAUCAUGGGCCCCUACGUGGAGGACCUGUCCAAGCUGGCCGUCACCUCCUUCAGGGACAUCGCUGACCUCAUGGACUCUGGGAACAAGGCCAGGACGGUGGCCGCCACCAAUAUGAACGAGACGAGCAGCCGCUCGCACGCCGUGUUCACCAUCGUCUUCACGCAGAAACGCCACGACGAGAUGACCAGCCUGGACACGGAAAAGGUCAGCAAAGUGAGUCUGGUUGACCUGGCAGGAAGUGAACGGGCUGACUCUUCCGGGGCAAAGGGCGUGAGGUUAAAGGAAGGAGCCAACAUCAACAAGUCUCUGACCACCCUGGGGAAGGUUAUAUCUGCACUGGCUGAGAUGCAAAGCAGCAAGAAGAGGAAAUCGGACUUCAUUCCUUACAGGGACUCUGUGCUGACGUGGCUGCUCAAGGAAAACCUGGGUGGAAACUCGCGCACAGCGAUGAUUGCAGCUCUGAGUCCGGCCGACAUCAACUACGAAGAAACACUGAGCACUCUGAGGUACGCAGACCGUGCCAAGCAGAUCCGCUGCAACGCGGUGAUCAACGAGGAUCCGAACGCCAGACUCAUCCGGGAGCUGAAGGAGGAGGUGAACCGACUGAGAGAGCUGCUCUUCUCACAGGGGCUGCCCAGCAGCCUGGUGACAGCGACGGGCGUCGCCAUCGAAGUCAAUAACAUCAACAGCAGCGCCCCCCUGCCCCCCUCUGCAGGGGACCACAGCGUGCUGGGCGGGGCGCACGGCCCCCCCUCGCUGCACCCCUCCCCAGGCAGCGAGCCGGACCUCGCCUCGGACCCCCACGCUGAGGGGGGGCCAUCUGACAGCUACCCCGGGCUGGAGGCGCCCCCGAUCAGCACGGAGGAGGCCGUGGAGAGGCUGAAGGAGACGGAGAAGAUCAUCGCCGAGCUCAACGAGACCUGGGAGGAGAAGCUGAGGAAGACGGAGGAGAUCCGCAUGGACAGAGAGUCGCUGCUGGAGGAGAUGGGGGUGUCGAUUCGGGAGGACGGGGGCACUGUGGGGGUGUUCUCCCCUAAAGGGACCCCUCACCUGGUGAACCUCAAUGAAGACCCCUUGAUGUCGGAGUGCCUUCUCUAUUACAUUAAGGAGGGGGUGACACGGGUUGGUCAAGAAGACGUGGACAUUCGACUGAGCGGCCAGUUUAUAAAGGAGCAGCACUGCGUCUUCACAAGCAGCACCAAGGACAACGGGGAAGUGGAGGUCACUCUCGAGCCGUUUGAAGGAGCGGAGACUUACCUGAACGGGAAGCAGAUCUCUGAGCCGGUGAUACUGAAGCAAGGAAACCGCAUUGUGAUGGGAAAGAGCCACGUGUUCCGGUUCAAUCACCCGGAGCAGGCGAGGCUGGAGCGGGAGCGCAACGCCAGCCUGGAGCAGCAGGGGGAGCAGAAGGCAGACUGGAACUUCGCUCAGAAAGAGCUGCUGGAAGAGCAGGGCAUCGACAUCAAACUGGAGAUGGAGAAGAGACUGCAGGACUUUGAGAGCCAGUACCGCAAAGAGAAGGAGGAGGCAGACUUACUGCUGGAGCAACAGAGACUGUACGCAGAUUCAGACAGCGGGGACGACUCUGACAAGCGCUCGUGUGAGGAGAGCUGGCGUCUGAUCUCAACUCUGCGAGAGAAGCUCCCAGCCAACAAGGUCCAGAGCAUCGUGAAGCGCUGCGGGCUCCCCAGCAGUGGUAAGAAACGGGAACCGCGCCGGGUGUACCAGAUCCCUCAGCGGCGUCGGAUCACCAAGGACCCCAAGUGGGUGACCCUGGCCGACCUGAAGAUGCAGGCGGUCAAAGAGAUCUGCUACGAGGUGGCCCUCAACGACUUCCGCCACUCGCGCCAGGAGAUCGAAGCCCUGGCCAUCGUCAAGAUGAAGGAGCUAAGCCGAAUGUACGCCAAGAGAGACCCCCUGGAGAAGGAGACGUGGAGGGAGGUGGCCCAGGACGUGUGGGACACCGUGGGGAUUGGGGAGGAGAGGAUAGAGGAGGAGGAGGAGGAGGAGCGGGGGGGGAGGAAGGGGGAGGGCAAGGCAGACGUGAGCGGACUGAAGGCCCACAUAGACAAGCUGAGCGAUAUACUGCAGGAGGUGAAGCUGCAGAAUAACAUGAAGGACGAGGAGAUCAAGGCUUUGAGGGAUCGCAUGAUGAAGAUGAAGAGAGGGUCAUACCGUCCAUCAGCGCGCAGGAUGAGACAGGGCUGGAGGAGUACCUGCUGGAUGAUGAUGAUGUUGAUGAUGACGGAGGCUCUUCCUCUCCCCUCUUCGGGAGGGCGGGGGGAGGAGGGGGCAGUUCGGAGGACGGAGAAGGCACCAGCACGCGUGGCAGCGGCUCGCUGGAAGACCUCUCCAAACAGGAGCGCGUGACCCGGCUGAUGGAGGAGGACCCUGCGUUCCGGAGGGGGAGGCUGCGCUGGCUGAAACAGGAGCAGAGCCGCAUCCAGAACCUGCAGCUGCAGCAGAUCAGCAAGCGCCUGCGCAACAGCGCCCCCUGUGG
Molecule: messenger RNA, 3730 nt
Organism: Acipenser ruthenus (sterlet)
Lineage: Eukaryota; Metazoa; Chordata; Actinopteri; Acipenseriformes; Acipenseridae
Product: kinesin-like protein KIF1C
Biological process (GO): microtubule-based movement
Molecular function (GO): microtubule binding; microtubule motor activity; ATP binding
Source: RefSeq, a predicted model, not a curated record